AUGAAUGGGCAACUGCAUACGCUAAUACCAAAACGUCCGAGCAAGGAUCAUUUAAAGAUUCUUGGGCGCGUUCUUGACUCUACUGUUUGCACUAUAUGCCAUGACUACAUGCUUGUUCCUGUGAUGACGACCUGCGGGCACAACUACUGCUAUGAAUGUUUGAGUAAUUGGCUAAGCAACAACAGGUCCAGCAUGUCGGAGCUAACGUGUCCACAGUGUCGGAGUGUUCUUACUGCGGAACCAGUGUUGAACGUUGCUUUACAGCAAAUAGUUGAUCUGAUGGUGGACAUUGUUACGGACUCUGGGUCGCAGUCUGGUUCAGAAGGUGUGAAAAGUUCUAUUUCCAUGGAUCUUCGAUCGUUGCUUCAUCAGCGGGAAGAAGCCGUUGCAGAAUACAAGUCUGAUUUGGCUGCGAACACGCUAUUCAAGAGUAUAUUUAAGAACACUGCUGAGGCGAUUAUUGACGAGGAUGACGACGGAAUAGCGCGGUGUAGCAACUGCCAGUGGGAAGUGGAGGGGCCUGUGUGUCCCAACUGUGAUGCCACGAUACGGAACUAUAAUUCUGGCGCGCAGAACUUUGACGAAGUAGAUGAAGACGAGUACUCUGACGGGGAAUUAGAAGAAGUUGAGCGAGACUUGGACACUUAUAGAACGGAAAGUUCACGGAUCGUGCACGAUUUGGAAGCUGAAGAGGGCGAUGAAAGCUUGAGCUCUGAAAUGGAUGAAGCAUGGCCGACUAGAAGACCAAAAGACUUUAUGCAUGGAGAACGCGAGGAAGACGAAGACGAGGAAGACAGAGGCUCGAUCGACUCAUUUAUCGUUGAUGAAGAAGAAGAGGAAGAAGAGGAAGAGGGGAAAACUACUGAUCAUGAACAAGAAGUAAUGCCCAACUCUGAUGAGUCGCACGACAGUGAUUUUUACGAGCACAACGACGAUGGGUACGCUAGUGGAGACUCGCUGGACGAAAGUACAAGCAAUGACGAGCUGGAGCCUCGCCCUGACCACCCCUCCGCCCGUAAAAAACGUUUGAUCGUCUUGGACUCCGAUGAGAGCGACAGCUGA
Kluyveromyces marxianus DMKU3-1042 is the source of this 1062-nucleotide messenger RNA. It is a transcript of the gene PSH1, whose product is annotated as ubiquitin-protein ligase PSH1. NCBI's taxonomy places the organism in Eukaryota, Fungi, Ascomycota, Saccharomycetes, Saccharomycetales, Saccharomycetaceae. The record is from RefSeq and is a predicted model, not a curated record. The transcript has a single exon. Bases 1 to 1062 code for a protein of 353 amino acids.